Amphiprion ocellaris (clown anemonefish) is the source of this 1664-nucleotide messenger RNA. RefSeq lists its product as uncharacterized. NCBI's taxonomy places the organism in Eukaryota, Metazoa, Chordata, Actinopteri, Pomacentridae. The transcript is spliced from 5 exons. The record is from RefSeq and is a predicted model, not a curated record. Bases 69 to 689 code for a protein of 206 amino acids.
UCUAAAGAAACCACUCUAUAUCAGUCAGUGUUGCGGCUCAGAGCGAUAAUAUCCAAACUACACGAAAGAUGAGCAGCUCAGACCCUCAAUCCGUACCUCCCUUCAUUGACCGCAAUACUGAAAAGAUGAAAGAAAGAACUCCUUUGAAUCAGGUGGUGACUUUUAAACCCUUCAGCAUGCAGAGAGUCGUCCAGGUGAUGCACAGAAUGGCUCAGAAGAGCUACAUUAGAGCCUGCCGCCUCUUCUGCCUGCCUUUAGAACCGAUGUUGUGUGAAAAAGUCACAUGCUGCUCAGCUCCAAGCCAUCACCCCAAGGAGGAUACAAAUACACAAGUUGCACUCCAGAGCCCUCCGUCCACCAUUUUGAUCGUCAACAUCAGCAACUCCACCUUAAUCGACUGUGUCAUCGGAAACGAGACCUACCCGUCCACUGUGACAGAACGUCAGCCUCUGAUGCAGGAAUCUGAGCUGCAUAUGCACGGUCAUGUGAGGUGCAGCUGUGGCUGUGGACAGCAAGAGGCAGCACAGAGGACUUCCCCUCCUCCUCCACCUCCUCCACCUCCUCCUCUCUGGCCUCUCCCUCCCUCAGCAGAGCAUCUGAAUGUCACCGUCCACAGCUCCCACCUCAACUGCGUCAUCAUUGGAGACAACAACUACAUGCACGCUGAGCAGAGCCAACCGUUCGACUGAAACGGAAAGGACCACAACUAUGAUACUUUGUCCACAUGGAGCUGAUGCACAGACACACACUACACUCUAUCAACCCUGGAGUCUUUGGCAGGAUUACACCUUAAAGUCAGUUAUAGAUCAGAUGUUUUCAGUCCCCAGAACACUCAUUCUACUACAGACCCAGUCUCCGUCUUCUUCACCUAUUUUUAAUUCAUUUUUUACUCAUUAGGACUGCUUGUCAGUUUCUUAUUUGUUUAAUCCUGAAAUCCAAGAUAUUCAAUUUAAUGUCAUAAAAUGUGUCGAACAACAAUUGAAUUAACCACUGCUGAUUAACUCUUUGUUGACAUGAGUUUUUAGUCUGACAGUCUGCCUGACAUCACUGUUUUUGCUCCAGUUGCUCCAUCAUUCCAGUGUUGUAAAAGUUCCAGUACGCACAAACAAACGUCAGCUCCUCAGAACCUUUUCCUAAAAUAAUUCUCUUCCCUCAGAGUGUUUCCUGUUUGGCAAUGCUGGGACUUCUCCUCCUCUGUCAGAUGUGGGGGCUUAAAGUUGGGGAGCAGCAAGAAAUUUUUUACUCUGCUGAGUUUGUAAUGACUCAUCUCUGUGUAACUGAAUUUCAGUGCUGAUAGGGAAGAUAACUUGUGAAAUGUGUUUUUUUUUCAGCUCAGUGUAUACUGUGUGAUUGCAUAGACAAACAGAUGUUGUGUGUCUGUGAUUGAAAUCUCUAUCAUGUCAUGAUAAAGGCGUAAAAUGUAUGGCCUAUGGUCAGUCAACAGUAGAGUACUCAGGAGUGUUCAUUGCUGGAAGUCAUUUUGAUUUUUUUCUUAUUUAUGUUUGAUAUUGUUUAAUCCUUGUCUGACCUGAUGUUACCUGAAGUACAUCUUCUUUAAUACUGUAUUGUACUGUACUGUUGAUUUUUUGACUUUUGUCGUAUGUUAAUAAUUACAAGAAUCUGUUGUAAAACUUUUUAAUAAAGAACAAAGAAGUGAACUUUCA